Molecule: messenger RNA, 2334 nt
Organism: Rotaria sp. Silwood2
Lineage: Eukaryota; Metazoa; Rotifera; Eurotatoria; Philodinida; Philodinidae
Source: the annotation of a GenBank genome assembly
AUGUCGCAAUCAGCGACACUUAUUCGAGUAGCUAAACAUACUCUUGAUGGAACUGCUAUUUAUCCUCAUAAUGGACAAAGUACGAUUUAUUAUCAACCUGUUGAUUUAUCAUCAACAUCAUUAAAUUCUACUUCAACAACAAAAUAUUUAGCCUAUACUAUACAACGACCUCAUGAACAUCUCGUUCCACUGCGAUCUAUGAAGCGCCUACUUUCGAAUGAUCUUUCAACAUCACCACCAACAAAAGUACUUGCUGUCACCUCUAACGAAGAAGAAAUGAAUAACAACAUAAAUAACAACAAUAGUUCAUAUAAUCUUAAUAAUGGACAUCAGAAUGGUGAUAGCAAUGAAGCCAAAAAAGCACGAAUCGAAAAAAGUCCACCAUCGCGUGUUGUUCAUUUACGAAAUAUUGAUGCAAGUGAAUUAGAAAUCGUUCAGUUUGGUCUUUCAUUUGGUAAAAUUACAAAUGUACUUAAUUUACGAAAAAAAAAUCAAGCUUUCCUUGAAUUUGACAGUAUUGAACAUGCACAAGCAAUGACUGACUAUUUUUCUUCAAUACCUAUAUUAUUAAAUGGUCGACAAAUAUUUGUACAAUUUUCAAAUCAUCAAGAAUUAAAAACCGAUCCAAAUAAUGCAAAUAAUCAACAAGCACAAGCUGCACUACAAUCAGCAACAACAUUACAAGAAAUUGGACGAACAGGUGGACAAAAUUGUGUAUUACGUGUUGUUGUUAAUAAUAUGAUUUAUCCAGUUAAUGUUGAUAUAUUUCAUCAAAUCUUUAGCAAAUUUGGUGUUGUUUUAAAAAUAAUUACUUUUACAAAAAAUGAUAAAUUUCAAGGAUUAAUACAACUGAAAGAUGCAACAACUGCACAAUCCGCCAAAUUGAAUUUAAAUGGUCAAAAUAUUUAUAAUGGCUGUUGUACAUUACAAAUUGAUUUUUCUAAAUUACAUGCAUUAAAUGUCAAAUAUAAUAACGAUAAAAGUCGAGAUUAUACUAAUCCAACAUUACCAUCAAGUGAAAAUACUAAUGAACCUAUUUCAAUCGGUGCAAGAUAUUUAACAGGCAUUCCUAAUGUUUAUGGUUCACCAUUAAUGGCAUUUACUGGAGCUCCAUUGACAACACUUUCUACAAUGAACAAUGGUGCUAUUCAUUUUCCAACAUCAACAGCAGCUAUGUUAAAUGCAAGUCAAUUAGCUCAACAAUAUACAACAGCAAUUGCUUGUUCAAUUCCAAGUGGAACAAAUCCUACUGCAACAUUAUUACAAACAACAAGUACAGCACAAUCUCCAUUAUCAUUAUCAACAUUACAACAACAUGCUCAUCAACAUGCGCCAACUACAAGUCCAUAUAUAUUUCUUUCAGCUCCAACAUCAUCAUCUGAUGAGGUAUGUGGAAAUGGUGGUGGUACUAGUGUUGCUACUGGGAAAACUGCAACUCUAUCUUCACCUUCUGCUCUUUAUUUUUACAACAACAACAGUACACCCACCAUUGAAUUAGCUUAUCAAGAAUGCUUACGAUGUUUAAUUACAUUGCGACAUUUAAAAAAAAUAAAUAAAAUAUGGCGUGAUAAAUGUAACAGAGAUUUUCACUGUGUUGAAUUUGUAUUUUAUAAUAAUACAUUAUUUGAAAUGUUUUUUACUAAUUAUUUUCAUAUUUUAAAUAAUUUAUUUAAAAUACCAACCAAUUCAAAAAUUUAUAAUACAUUAUAUAUUAAAGUAGAUAAUGAUAAUUUCGAAGAAUUAAAUUUAACUUAUAUACAAUCAUUCAUGAAACCGAAUGGAAUAGAUUAUUCUUAUUUAUUUUUUAUUUUAUCUAGUUAUAGAAAAAAAAUUCUAUUAGACUUAGAAACAGAUCUUUUUAAAAUACCUUUAAAUGGUAUUGAAAUACAGUUACAUUGUGAUAAAAAUACAAAAAAUAUUUAUUACGUCAGUCGAUAUAAAGAAUCUCCAACUCGUUCAAAUAAUUGUGUAAUAAUUCAAUCGAAUGAUAGAAAAACAAUUUCUACAGAAAUGAUUACUAUUAAAUCUUCUACUAUAAUUCAUACGUCAACAAAAACUCGUGUAACUAAAACAAAUCUGUUUCUUUUUAUUGGUGGUAUUUUAGCAUUUUCAAUAUGUAUAUUAUGUUUAUGUUUCACUGUAUAUUUUAAAUAUCAUAAAUGGAAAAAUAAUGAUAAUAAUAAUCAACGAUCAAGUAUUGUUUCAAAUGCAUUUAGUACAGAUUCAUUAGAUAGUCAAAAAGAUGAUAUUUCACUUUCUGAACAAAAAAAACAACAUCACUCAUUAAAACAACCAGGUCAACGUGGGUUUUAUGUACUUAAUAAUGAUUUAUGA